Molecule: messenger RNA, 495 nt
Organism: Chironomus riparius
Lineage: Eukaryota; Metazoa; Arthropoda; Insecta; Diptera; Chironomidae
Source: the annotation of a GenBank genome assembly
AUGAAGUUUCUUUUAAUAUUAUACGUAGCUUUAAACAUAAUUGUGGCAAUCAAAUGCUAUUCUAUUGACGAACCAGCAUUAAAUCGAGCUAAAAGAUCAGACGAUGAUGGUUUCUUCAGCAAAGUCAAAUCUGGAAUAACAGAUUUUGGUUCAAAGACAAAGAAAUUCUUUGUCAAAGGUUAUGAAGAAACUAAGAAUUUAUUCUCAAGUGAACGAAAUGUCGGAGACUAUACACUAGGAGAUAUUGAUGUAAGAUUCGAUGGCGAUGAUGAAGAAGCGGAUAAUUCGACAACGGUAGCAACACGUAAAAAACGAGAGACUCCAGUAAUUAUUGAUGGAUUUAAAGAAUCUGAUAAUGAAGAAGACAAUGCAUCAACAAACAUGAAUUCAGACACAGAACCAGAUUCUGAUGGACAAAUUAUAAUUCUGCCUCCUAUGCUGUGCAAGGAAGGUCAAGUGCUGGUUAAAGGAAGAUGCAGAGUUUUAAUACAUUAA